AUGAUGGCCAACGCACAGGGCCAAUCAAGCAACAUCUUACCACGAGAGAACUUGACAAACCUGAAAGGCAAGAUCUCCACUCAAGUCUGGGAUAAACUCGCCCGGGCCAGAGGCGCACAUCUAAACGCGAUGGAAGGCCUCCCAAUGUUUGCUGCUGCAAUGUUGGCGGGAAAUCUGGCUAAACUCCCGGCCAAAGAUCUCAACUACAUGGCUCUUGAUUAUCUUGCCGUGCGGGUACUGUACACCGCGGUGUACAUGGGAGGAAAAUCCGAGCUGGGGAGCUAUCUCCGCACUGGUAUUUGGGCUUGGAGUAUUUCCAUUCCGAUUUGGGUUCUUAUUCGCGCGGGAAAGGCUGUAAAUGCUGGUGAUCCUCUUUGA
This is a messenger RNA of Penicillium waksmanii, 378 nucleotides long. RefSeq lists its product as uncharacterized. Gene Ontology annotation, cellular component: membrane. The record is from RefSeq and is a predicted model, not a curated record. Bases 1 to 378 code for a protein of 125 amino acids. The transcript is spliced from 3 exons. NCBI's taxonomy places the organism in Eukaryota, Fungi, Ascomycota, Eurotiomycetes, Eurotiales, Aspergillaceae.